Naumovozyma castellii is the source of this 1824-nucleotide messenger RNA. RefSeq names its product lysine permease (gene LYP1). Lineage: Eukaryota; Fungi; Ascomycota; Saccharomycetes; Saccharomycetales; Saccharomycetaceae. The record is from RefSeq and is a predicted model, not a curated record. Bases 1 to 1824 code for a protein of 607 amino acids. The transcript has a single exon.
AUGCCCAACUUCAGAAACCUGAUAUCGUCGUCGUCCUCCUCGAACAAGCACGACAGCGAGAAGCACGUCACUGAGAUACACACCUCCACGGAGGACGAACAGACGUCCCCCGAUGAUCACUCCAUCGAGAUCAUCAAGAACGAGAUCCUGGAGAAGGAUAAGAAGAAAAUCGCUCACACAAACCAAUUCAGCUCAGACAUACAUUCCAUCACAGACUCCCUCGCCAGAUCAAGGUUGCCCCAUCUGGGCGACGAUGACGACGAAGAGGACGCGGAAGAGGCCCAGUACCACGACACUGAGGUCAAGAGAGCUUUGAAACAGAGGCAUAUCGGGAUGAUCGCCCUAGGUGGGACCAUCGGGACCGGUCUGUUCGUCGGUAUCUCCGUUCCAUUGACUAAUUCAGGCCCCGUGGGGUCCCUGAUCGCUUACUUGUUCAUGGGGUCCAUUAUUUACUCCAUUACUCAAUCGCUAGGUGAAAUGGCUACUUUCAUCCCUGUCACUUCCUCCAUCACUGUCUUCUCCAAGAGAUUCUUAUCCCCGGCAUUUGGGGUCGCCAAUGGGUACAUGUACUGGUUCAAUUGGGCCAUCACGUAUGCAGUCGAAAUAUCCGUCGUUGGUCAAGUUAUUGAAUAUUGGACCAAGAAGGUUCCCCUGGCCGCAUGGAUAGCUAUCUUUUGGGUAUUUGUCACAUUAAUGAAUUUCUUCCCCGUUAAAGUUUACGGUGAAAUUGAAUUCUGGAUCGCAUUCAUGAAAGUCUUGGCCAUUGCUGGUUACUUGUUGUAUGCAUUGAUUAUCGUUUGUGGUGGUUCCAGUCAGGGCCCCAUUGGGUUCCGUUAUUGGAGAAAUCCAGGUCCAUGGGGGGCAGGGAUCAUCUCCAAGGAUAAGAAUACAAGUCGUUUCCUUGGUUGGGUCUCCUCUUUGAUUAAUGCAGCCUUCACGUAUCAAGGUACCGAAUUAGUCGGUAUCACCGCUGGUGAAGCUGCCAACCCAAGAAAGAGUGUCCCUCGUGCCAUUAAUAAAGUUGUCUUUAGAAUCGCUUUAUUCUAUAUCAUGUCCUUGUUCUUUAUCGGUCUAUUGGUCCCAUACGAUGAUCCACGUUUAUCUAGUGACUCCGCUGUCGUUGCCUCAUCGCCAUUCGUCAUCUCCAUUCAAAACGCAGGUACCAAGAUUUUACCUGACAUCUUCAACGCUAUCGUCAUGAUCACAGUCAUCUCUGCAGCAAAUUCAAACGUCUACGUCGGUUCUCGUGUCCUUUAUGCCCUAGCUCAAACGGGGAACGCUCCAAAGCAAUUCGCAUACGUCACAAGACAUGGGGUCCCAUACUUGGGUGUUCUUUGUACUGCCGCAUUGGGUCUAUUAGCCUUCUUGGUCGUCAACAACAAUGCAAACACAGCAUUCAAUUGGUUGAUUAAUAUCUCCACCUUGGCCGGGUUAUGUGCGUGGUUAUUCAUCUCCAUCUCUCACAUCCGUUUCAUGCAAGCUUUGAAGUUCCGUGGUAUUUCCAGAGAUGAUUUACCCUUCAAGGCCAAAUUCAUGCCUUGGGCCGCAUACUACGCUACAUUCUUUGUCACUGUCAUAAUCUUCAUCCAGGGGUUCCAAGCAUUCUCACCACAUUUCGACGUCACUGCAUUCUUCACCGCUUAUAUCUCUUUGAUCAUCCUAGCGGUACUAUUCAUAGGAUGUCAAAUAUAUUACAGGUGUAGAUUCUUCUGGAAGUUGGAAGACAUCGAUAUCGAUACGGAUAGAAGAGAAAUUGAAGAAGUCAUCUGGGAAGACGAUGAACCAAAGACAUACUGGGACAAAUUCUGGGCCGCAGUCGCUUAA